This is a messenger RNA of Scleropages formosus (Asian bonytongue), 2879 nucleotides long. Its product is annotated as interleukin-1 receptor accessory protein-like 1. The transcript has 12 exons. Bases 556 to 2682 code for a protein of 708 amino acids. NCBI's taxonomy places the organism in Eukaryota, Metazoa, Chordata, Actinopteri, Osteoglossiformes, Osteoglossidae. Gene Ontology annotation, molecular function: interleukin-1 receptor activity. Gene Ontology annotation, biological process: negative regulation of exocytosis; signal transduction. The record is from RefSeq and is a predicted model, not a curated record.
CAUAGCGGCACUGAGCAGGAAUCCCCGUCGGAUGUGGAUGUGGUGUUACGCGAUGAUGCCCACGACACGCACAUAAACAGGCGUCCACAUGUGCGUCGGGGAUGCUCGGCACUGCGCACACGUCCGGAGGAGCCCUGAUCAACAUCCCCCUGCCCUGCCGCCGCGCAGGAAUCGGACUUUUCUCAUCUCCCAUCCUGCCCGCCAGUUCCUCUCCACUCCAGCAUCUCGAUCUUUUUUUUUUCCCCCUUCUUUUUUUUUUCUACGUUUCAUGUAAAAUAACUGAUUUCCCUCGCAGGUGGAUCGCGCGCGUUUAAGAGGAAGAUUGGUGGUUCGCCCGUUCCAAAGCGUUAAUCGGAUUAAAGUCACCUUUGGACAACUUGGCUGUUGCUUGAAUGGGAUACCUGGAUGAGAUACCAACUCCCCUCCGCUCACUUAAAACUGAGGGAAACCUGCUGUUUUUGCUGAUCCGGCGUUUUGAUGAUCGCAUUUCCUUACUGACUGAUUAAUAGAAAAGGGUAAUUCAAUCAGAUUAUAGCACGAUUGGACAAGUGGAAGAUGAGAGCGUCCAGCCCACUUCUUAUCCUUCUCUAUGUUGUGGUCACCAGGAGCUUGAAAGUGGUGUCCAAGAGAGGCUCAGUGGACGGCUGUACAGAUUGGUCAGUGGACUACCUGAAAUACAAAGUGCUUCUGGGGGAACCAGUUCGGAUUAAGUGUGCUUUAUUUUAUGGAUACAUCCGUGCAAACUAUAGCCACGCCCAGAGUGCAGGACUCAGCCUUAUGUGGUACAAAAGUACGGGCCAUGGGGACUUUGAAGAGCCCAUCUCUUUUGACGGAGUGCGGAUGAGCAAAGAGGAGGAUGCCAUAUGGUUUCGACCAGCAGAACUGCAAGACGUGGGACUCUAUUCCUGUGUGUUAAGGAAUUCCACAUACUGUAUGAAGGUGUCCAUGUCCUUAACUGUGGCAGAGAAUGACACUGAUCUCUGCUACAAUUCAAAAAUGAGGUACCUGGAGAAAGCAGAACUGAGUAAAAGCAAAGACAUCACAUGUCCAGACAUUGAGGACUAUGUGCAGCCUGGGAAGGAUCCGGGGAUUGUAUGGUACAAGGAAUGUAAGCCGAAGCAAUGGAGGCAGAGUACUGAGAGAAGAUGGGAAACCCUCUCCAUCCAAGAAGUUAGCGAAGAGGAUAUUGGAAAUUACACAUGUGAAUUACAGUUUGGGGCAUUUGUGGUCCGAAGAACCACAGAACUGACAGUCACAGCUCCUUUGACUGACAAGCCCCCUAAGAUCCUUUAUCCUUCAGAGAACCAGCUGACCGCUAUGGAGUUGCAGAUCGGAGGCCCCGUCAACCUCACCUGCCAAGCUUUAUUUGGCUACAGUGGAGACGUCAGCCCACUCAUCUACUGGAUGAAAGGGGAGAAGUUCAUUGAGGACCUUGAUGAGAGCAGAGUUCAAGAAAGUGACAUCAAGAUCCUUCGGGAGCAUCUGGGAGAACAGGAAGUGUCAGUCUCUCUGACAAUUGACGCUGUGGAGGAAGCGGAUCUGGGAAACUACUCUUGCUAUGUAGAAAAUGGCAACGGAAGACGCCAAGCCAGUGUUCAGCUCACCAAACGGGUUGAGCUGAUGUACACGGUGGAGCUCGCUGGAGGAUUAGGGGCCAUCCUGCUCUUACUAGUGUUCCUGGUCACUCUUUACAAGUGCUACAAGAUCGAGCUCAUGCUCUUCUACAGGAAUCACUUCGGCAGCGAGGAUGUGGAUGGAGAAAAGAAGGACUAUGAUGCAUAUCUGUCCUACACCAAAGUGGACCCAGACCAGUGGAGUCAGGAAACUCGAGAGGAGGAGCGCUUUGCCCUGGAGAUCCUGCCCGAUGUUCUGGAAAAACAUUAUGGGUAUAAACUCUUCAUUCCAGACAGGGACUUGAUCCCAACAGGAAGUUUCACCAAUGAUCAUUUCCAGGAUGAUACAAGACUCCUUAGAGCAUACAUUGAGGACGUGGCACGCUGCGUGGACCAGAGCAAGAGGCUCAUCAUCAUCAUGACGCCCAGCUACGUGGUGCGGCGUGGCUGGAGCAUCUUUGAGCUCGAGACACGACUGCGCAACAUGCUGGUGACGGGAGAGAUCAAGGUGAUCCUGAUCGAGUGCGCCGAGCUGCGGGGCAUCAUGAACUACCAGGAGGUAGAGGCACUCAAGCACACCAUCAAGAUGCUCACUGUUAUCAAGUGGCACGGGCCCAGCAGCAACAAGCUCAAUUCCAAGUUCUGGAAACACUUGCAGUAUGAGAUGCCCUUCAAGCGCACAGAGCCCAUCGUCUCCCGUGAGCAGGUGCUGGACGUGAGCGAGCAGGGACCCUUCGGCGAGCUUCAGACGGUCUCCGCCAUCUCCAUGGCGGCUGCCACCUCCACCGCCAUGGCCACGGCGCACCCAGACCUGCGCUCCACUUUCCACAACAGCUACCACACCCAGAUGCGGCAGAAACAUUACUACCGCAGCUAUGAGUACGACAUCCCGCCCACCGGCACCCUGGGCAGCCAGCACACUUACUGCAACAUCCCAAUGACUCUUUUGAACGGACAGCGGCCACAGGCCAAAUCACAGCGUGAGCACAGCCUGGAGGAGGCGCACGCCAACAAUGCCAUGCUGCCUCUGUUGCCACGGGAGACCAGCAUAUCCAGCGUCAUUUGGUGACGGUACCAGCAGCCCGGAAUCCGCGCGGUGCGUCGCGGCCGAGGUGUGGGGCUCGGACCCUCGCUGCAACUGCUGCUGAACUCUCUCAGCGAUCCGCAGGGGGAUUGAGAGCGGGACAGAGACUCCCAUGGAGCUUCCCUACAGAAAGACCCGAGGAAUGGAAACACACACACACACACACACUUUCACUUGUGCAC